This is a messenger RNA of Bacidia gigantensis, 1881 nucleotides long. RefSeq lists its product as uncharacterized. The record is from RefSeq and is a predicted model, not a curated record. The transcript has 4 exons. Bases 1 to 1881 code for a protein of 626 amino acids. NCBI's taxonomy places the organism in Eukaryota, Fungi, Ascomycota, Lecanoromycetes, Lecanorales, Ramalinaceae.
AUGGACCGUAUUAUUUCCAUGAGUCGAUCUGAGGGAUUGGGUCUCAUAGAGUCAGACGCGCUUGAACGAGGCUUCCAUGAUCCUCCAAAAUCGACCAUCCCCCGUGUUUCCGAAGUCUUAAGUGGCAAUCGUAAGCGCUAUAUGUCUGCCAUUGGUUUCCUUUGUUCCGGCAUGAGCAUCUCAUAUGUAAGAGGCCCAGUGGCACUUUUUUCGACGCUAGAAGAUGAUAUAUCGGGAUGGGACGAGGAUGCCUUUUACAGUGAAGAGCCGCUUGUGGACAAAAGGGUCCAGACAGACGAGCUACUUGAUGGAUCUUCUCAGUCACUAGGACGACGGCAAGACACAAUCGGUACUGGGACAACAGGGAACGCAAAUGCAAACCCAGUAGUAGCAGGGGCUUUACCCGUUCAGUCAAAGCAAACCCAAAAUGUGACCGGUACUACAAACUCCACACCUCAAACCAACACGACUUCGGGUACUCAGCCGGGCUACAUUGGCAAUGCUCCGAAUCCCAAUUCCGAUCAGGUGAAUUGCUCCGAUCUCGUGACUGGGCGAUCCAAUGAUUGCUGGGCCCAGCUUAGAUUGACAGACUAUGUCAACAACUGGCUUGAGAAUAACCAAUGCUACCAAGGAGAAGGCUUUUCGACAUGUUUCUUGCGACAGAAUCAUUUCCCUGGGCUUGACUGCUCUGUGAUUACGCCGAGCUCUUGUCCGGCCAUUCAAAGUGACGCCGUCAACCAAGAUCCCAGAACAUUUUACGUGGCAUACAACAUAUAUGCGAUCAACGCCUUUUUCUAUUCUUGGUGGUUAGCAGUGGGCAACUCAGGAGGUAUUGCGGCAGAUAAUAUUGGCAAGAUUGUCCAAAUUCUGGAUCCGCCAGACGACAUGAAGGUCGACCUUCAGUGGGCUCUAAUUGCAUUUCAGGCUGUUUUUUCCAUCAUUCCUGGUAUUGCAGGCGUCUGGGCUUCCCACAGUGCCUUCAGCUAUGCGUUCCAGGUUGGGGCUCAAGUUUUAUCUAACGCUCUGGCUACGGUUCCUAACGUUGGGAGAUUUCUGUUUCCCACAGGCUCUGCAGAGUCUCAGGUAGUGCAAAUGGCCGAUCUUGCCAACGAUUUCGGAACAGUCUUGCAAGGGGUUCAAAGCAAUUUGAACCAAACGCUUGUGUCAGUCAUGGCAAACGUCACGGAGUUUCUAGCCUUUGCUGAACAAGGUAACUUUACUUCCAAACCACAGUCACUGCCAGAACAAGCCGGCUAUUUCAACGAUAGGUACUAUGCGUUUAAUACUUAUCUUAUUUCGCAGACACUCAAUGGCAACAACGUCUAUGCAGUGCUAGGAAAAGGAACAGAUCCUCACCAGCUUGCGACGAAUGGGAGCAAGCUUGCUGAUGACAUAGACCUGAAAGACUGUAAGACUGGUUACAACAGCGUUGGGGUCUGCGACGCGUGGUGGUAUAGCGGCAAUUAUCGAUCCGCAUUCACACUCGACAAUUUCAGCCAUAUGAAUUGGAAUUACGGAGACAAGAUAACCAGUCUACUUCAAAACCUCACAACUGGAGAACUCCUCUUCGAAGGAGCUUAUGCUUGCGGCGCGCAAGGCAAUUUCGGUGGUCCUGUCAACAUCACUGUCGACAAAGGAGGUGUCAACACGGCCUGCAUAUCGCAGUUGAAGGUUCUCACUUGGGACAUGACAUGUCACGGAGCGGGGGCCGUCGUCACUCAACAGUCAGCAGACUGCGAGUUUCUGGAAAUGCCAAAGCAAAACAAAUUUUGGUACACUAAUGGUGCUCAGCGUGGCAAUGUUGGCCCUCGAUACAGCGUACCGUAUGGCUAUCUUGGACCUGCGAUUACUUCAGGUAGGACCCUGUUUCGCGACAAGUAA